CUUUUGCAUGCUCUAAUCCUUUCCUUCUCUCUCUAUCUCACCCAUAGUUUUAAUUUCACAUCGAAAAAUUAAAAGAAAAAAAACAAAAAAAGAAAAAAAAAUUCACCCAAGAAAAACCUCGCUGCCUCCUUCUCUUCGCCGUCACAGUCCUCUCUCUCUCCUUCUUCUUCUUCUCGCCGUGGUUUUCACUCAACCUCCUCCUCCUCCUCUGAUCUUUAACGCGACUUGGAUUGACCACGUCGAUAUGCAUGUUCAUGACUAGUCUCUCCUCCAAUUCACGUCGAUUCCACCUCCGAUUCGUCUUUCCCUUCCUCUUAGGGUUUUGAGAUUUGGAAAAAUCUUGAGUUGAGAGGAUGUUUGAAGUCAAAAUGGGGUCAAAGGUGUGCAUGAACGCGUCUUGUGGCUCGACCUCUAGUGUCGAAUGGAAGAAAGGCUGGCCUCUUCGAUCUGGUGCCCUCGCUGACCUCUGCUUUCGCUGCGGAUCGGCUUACGAGACGUCUCGGUUCUGCGAAACAUUCCAUAUGGAGCAAUCUGGUUGGAGGGAAUGCUAUUUGUGCAACAAGAGACUUCACUGUGGAUGCAUUGCCUCUAAGCUCGUGGUUGAGUUUAUGGACUACGGUGGCGUUGGUUGUUCCACCUGUACUAACUCCCAUAGCAAGAGAGGUGAGAAUCCAGGUGUGUUUAGCAGAUUACCAAUGAAUAUGCAACAAACAAACGGAGAAAGUGGAAUGAGCAUUGACGGAGUAGUAAGAAGCGAAGCUAAUCUCUUCUCUCAGCCACUAGUCUCUGGGGAUGACAAAAGAGAAGAGUUCACGCCUCACCGUGGCUUUGGCAAUCUCAUGAAACAAGAUAACAAUGUCACCACCACUGGGUAUACGCACGAAUCAUCAUCAUCAUCCCCUGCACAGCCUUCUUUGAAUAUGGCUUUGGCAACACUUCCUUACAGCCCAUCUUUUGCAACCCCCGUCGUAGACGGGAAUAAACUCAUGGGUGCUGGUGGUGGUGGUGUUGCUUCUUCUCAGUCUCACCUUUUCCAAUGCUCAGCGUCUAGUAUACUCCAAAAGCCUUCAAAAUCUGUUCUUGGAACUCCUCCUCCAGGGACUAGCAAAUCCGCUCAGGCCCGGAUCGGUAGGCCUCCUGUUGAAGGGCGUGGGAAAGGCCAUUUGCUUCCUCGGUAUUGGCCUAAAUAUACUGAUAAAGAGCUUCAGCAGAUCUCUGGAAAUUUAAAUUUAAACAUUGUACCUCUCUUUGAGAAAACUCUUAGUGCCAGUGACGCCGGUCGCAUCGGUCGCCUAGUCCUUCCAAAAGCCUGUGCAGAGGCAUACUUUCCUCCCAUUAGUCAAUCAGAAGGCAUUCCUCUAAAAGUCCAAGACGUGAGGGGGAAGGAGUGGACCUUCCAGUUCAGAUUCUGGCCCAAUAACAACAGUAGAAUGUACGUCUUGGAAGGUGUCACUCCCUGCAUACAGUCCAUGAGGCUACAAGCUGGUGACACAGUAACUUUCAGUAGGGUUGAUCCUGGUGGGAAGCUAAUCAUGGGUGCCAGGAAGGCAACUUAUACUGUAGACAUGCAGGGGUGUGGCUUCGCCAACGGUGCCUCGAACGAGGACACGUCAUCGUCUGGUGUUACUGAGAACCUGACCUCCAUAAAUGCUCCUUCUUGUCCGUCGCAGAUGCUUGAAGGUCUGCCUGAGCAUUUGGGGUCGCCUCACGGUGGUAACGGCGUGAAGAAGAGUGAGAUUAACGGAGGCGAUGAUCAGUCACGGGGUAAGGAGAAGAAGAGGACAAGAACUCUGGGGGCGAAAAACAAGAGACUGCUAUUGCAUAGUGAGGAGUCUAUGGAGCUGAGAGUCACUUGGGAGGAAGCUCAGGAGCUGCUUCGUCCCUCUGCUAAUGCAAAGCCUACCGUUGUUGUCAUUGAGGAGCAUGAGUUCGAGGAGUUUGAGGAACCUCCUGUCUUUGGAAAGAGGACGAUAGUUGUUACUUCAAGACCUUCAGGUGAACAAGAACGAUGGGGAUCUUGCGACGACUGCUCUAAAUGGAGGAGGCUACCUGUAGACGCUCUUCUCCCAGCAAAGUGGACAUGUUCAGACAAUGUUUGGGACAGUAGCAGGUGCUCGUGUUCUGCACCGGAGGAGAGUCUAAAAGAGCUUGAGAAUGUUCUUAGAGCUGGAAAAGAGUACAAGAAGAGAAGAAUUGGGGUAAGCCAGACAGCGAGAAAUGAGCAAGAACCAUCGGGACUAGAUGCGCUAGCGAGUGCAGCAGUUUUAGGAGACGCUUUAGACGAAUCAGAGGUUGCGACCACGACGAGACAUCCAAGGCACAGGGUUGGAUGCUCGUGCAUUGUGUGCAUUCAGCCGCCAAGCGGGAAAGGUAGGCACAAGCCCACGUGUGGGUGUACAGUGUGCAGCACCGUGAAGAGAAGGUUCAAAACGCUGAUGAUGAGGAGGAAGAAGAAGCAGUUGGAGUGCGAUGGAACAGCAGCAGUAGAUGAGGAGAACAAGGAAGGAGUCGAGCCUGAGAAGAAUGAAGGAGAGAAGGAAGGGAGGAUAGACCUGAACAGUGAUCCUUAUAACAGAGAAGACGCUGAAGCUGUGGCGGUGGAGAAACGAGAAGAGAGUAAAAAGAGUGAAGGAGGGGUGAGUUGGGGUGUGUCUCAAGGCGGCGGUGUUUUAGGAGAAACGGAGGUAGGAGGAGGAGAGGCUGAGAAAACCACCAGUGAAGAGCAGAAAGUUACAAGCUGAUUUGGAAGAUACAAGAGAAGAAGCUAAACUCGUAGCUACUUUGUAUUCAUAUAUAAUGUUCUCUAAGGAAGACACCAAGUGGAGAAGAAGAGAGUGAGAGAGAGAGGUACAGUUUUGUGCUUGGCUAUGUCAUAGGUUUAUUAGGAAUAAGCUUCUGGUCCAAAAGAACAAGAAUGGCAAUCUUCUUCUUUUGUGUUUUUGUUUUGUUUCUUUUGGCUUUUAUGGUAUGAGGUGAGUUUGAGAGGGUGGGUUUUAGUUUUGUAUCCAUUGAUCUAAGGCAAAGAUGGAGCUUCGGUGUUUGGUGAUGAAACAGUUGAAUUUUUGUUGUUGUUUUCAUCCUUACAUGGAAAGCAUCAAUUAGGUUCAAAUUAUAGAUU
This is a messenger RNA of Brassica rapa (field mustard), 3118 nucleotides long. Its product is annotated as B3 domain-containing transcription repressor VAL1. Gene Ontology annotation, molecular function: DNA binding; zinc ion binding. The record is from RefSeq and is a predicted model, not a curated record. NCBI's taxonomy places the organism in Eukaryota, Viridiplantae, Streptophyta, Magnoliopsida, Brassicales, Brassicaceae.